AUGCUCCUGAUGACAUUGUGCAAGGCAGCAGUACUAGGCAGACUUACACAAGUGAACCAGUGGGUUGCAAACCAAGCCCUCAAAUCUUCUCUGACUCAGAUUCAGACUAGUGAGAGUGACGACAGCGACCAUCCAUUUCGAAAGGUACCAAAGACGCUGGUGGUAAUUCAGCAUGACAACAAGGAAGAGAAACCUCAAAUUGUUUCCUCCAAAGAGACCAGCCCAGAAGCCUUGAUUGAUGCACAAUCCGAAUUACCCAAAGAUGAUGAUAACGGGACCCCAGCUGAGACCAGACCACUUUUGUCACCACCAAUCAAGCCUGAAUCUGAACCAGAAACUGAGCACACCACCAUCUCAAUGGAACAAAACUGA
Molecule: messenger RNA, 372 nt
Organism: Puccinia graminis f. sp. tritici CRL 75-36-700-3
Lineage: Eukaryota; Fungi; Basidiomycota; Pucciniomycetes; Pucciniales; Pucciniaceae
Exons: 1
Coding region: 1-372 (123 amino acids)
Source: RefSeq, a predicted model, not a curated record